CGCCUCUCUCUCGGGGCCGCCCCGAGCCCAGACUCUCCCCCUCCCCAGGGGCCGCCCGGGGCCCGGACCCUCCCCCUGGCCGCGAGGAACCCGGUCCCAGGCGGGAGGUGUGCUGGGGGCAGGGCGCCCGCGACCCGGAAGCGGGGACGAACACAGGGGAGCCCGAAAGAUGGCGGCAGUGGCCGUGAGCAGCGCCAAGCGGAGCCUGCGGGCCGAGCUGAAGCAGCGUCUGCGCGCGAUGAGCACCGAGGAGCGGCUGCGCCAGUCCCGCCUCUUGGCCCAAAAGGUGCGAGACCGCGAGGUGAUGGCCCACAGUCGGUAUCAAAAGUCCGAAAGGAUUUCCAUCUUCCUGAGCAUGCAAGACGAAAUCGAGACAGAGGAGAUCAUCAAGGACAUUUUCCGGCGAGGCAAAACCUGCUUCAUCCCGAGGUACCAGUUCCAGAGCAAUCACAUGGAUAUGGUGAAGCUGGCAUCGCCCGAGGAAGUCUCCUCGCUUCCCAAAACGUCCUGGAACAUUCAUCAGCCCGGAGAGGACGAGGUUCGGGAGGAAGCUUUGUCGACAGUCCUGCACUCUGCUAGAAGUUACGCAUCAAAGGUAUACUCAGAUCUACCUCCUUCCUGUCCUGCAUCGGUAGACCGGAGGAAUGCCAACAUUAUGGGACGGUGGUGUGUCUUCAAGGGGAGAGAUUGCAGGAUUGCGUGGCCUCGGAAAGAAUAUAAUAAAGAGAGUGGGUGUGAAUUUCAUCAAGGUAUUUGACAGAGUCAUGGUAUCCUUGAGGGUAAGCUGAAUAAAUUUAGAUCGGAUCAUAAUACUUCUUUCAGAAAGUAUUUAUCGCACGCCUGCUCUGUGUGAGCCGUGACGGGGGCAGAGCAGGGAGCGGGGUGGACCGGUCCCCGUCGCCGCAGAGCUGACGAGCCUGUGGUCCUCGCCAGGACAGGUUUGUGCGAGCCUGUUGCGGGGCUCCAUGCUGUCCCGUUCAGCGCUCUGUUGCCACUUAGAUGUCCCGCUGUCCCCAAGGAAGUCUGAGUUCAUCCUUAUCAUUCUCUUUGUGUUUUCCCCAUUCCUGUCAGUAGACGGUUUGGAACAUAGGAUGAUCCUUGUCUCUUUUCCACCCCUCUGGUUUUCACACAUCGCCAGAUUUUUCUUUGCAAUGUUUUUAUCACCUGUCUCGAAUUCCAGCUUUGGGGGAAUCUUUUGUCUACAGUUUUGAUUCUUCAGAUCAGUUCCAUUGGAAUAAACUUCAGAUUGGUUUCCCGGAUAUACUAACUUUCCUAAAAUACCUUUUGGGGCAGGUCACCUCCCCUCUUGAAGCCUUUCCCUGGGCCCUGGAUAGAUCUGUAUACCUGAGCAGACCCUGGUUCCUUGCCAAAAGAAGGGACACUGGUUAACCCUGAAACACUGAGGUCACCCUCUGGACCUUCCCUGUCCUUCCGCCUCGACUCCUGCUUCAGCCAGAGGGGUCUGCUGGACAGCGGUUUCCCAGCAAUCCAGAACAUAGAUGGGAAUCACAUAAAUCUCAUUUUGACCCUUUCUCCUGUGGGACUUACAGCCUUCAGGCCUCAGACUUCUCCCCUGCAGACGGUGUCGUGCACUGCCUCCCAGCCGUUGGGAAGCUCGCGGGAGGCCGUGUCUGCAGCACGCUCAGGACACGGUCACUGCUCUGUGCGGGUGCUCAGAGUCGCUGUGCUGGCCGCGCUGCCGUGGAGCUGUCUCCCGAGAGCAUCCCGUGUGUGUCGCCGUGGACUCUGCCCCCGCCGUUUCCCCGGGCUGGGGUGUCUCGUGUCCCUUCCAGGCAGCAUCUUUUAUUUAGUCUAGUGCCUGAGAGCAUUGCCUUCUGAGUCAGACUGACCUGAGUUCGAAUCUAGACUCUAAAAUUCGGGCAAGUUACUUACCGUCUCAAAGUACACGUUUUUUCCAUGUGAAAAUUGCGGAUGAGCACAGAACGCACUCCCUGUGUUGAGAGGAUGGACUAGGAUAUGUGUGAAGGGCCUAGUUGGGUCCCUCGCACAGUUAGGGCUCGGUGAAUGCCAGUUGCUGUUCCUGAGCUCAGCUGCCUUUUCCAGACCUUCCUUGACUGCCCCCAAAACCUCACUCCUUCCUUCUCUAAUUCCCACUCACCUGGCUUCUCACAUAUACCCCCCGUUUUAUUUCUCCUUGGGGGUACAUUUCUUUUAUUGCUGAUAGACUUCAUGAAACUGAUUUAUAAUAUGAAAUAUAUAUAUAUUUGGUCUUUGGUGCUGGUUUCUGGCACAGAGCUCCUUAGUAAUUUCCUUAGUGAUAAGAGUGAUAAAGGUGGGGCACCUGGGUGGCUCAGUCGUUAAGUGUCUGCCUUCGGCUCAGGU
Leptonychotes weddellii (Weddell seal) is the source of this 2343-nucleotide messenger RNA. NCBI's taxonomy places the organism in Eukaryota, Metazoa, Chordata, Mammalia, Carnivora, Phocidae. The record is from RefSeq and is a predicted model, not a curated record.